This is a messenger RNA of Pyrenophora tritici-repentis Pt-1C-BFP, 1209 nucleotides long. Its product is annotated as Glyco-hydro-47 domain containing protein. Gene Ontology annotation, biological process: mannose trimming involved in glycoprotein ERAD pathway; carbohydrate metabolic process. Lineage: Eukaryota; Fungi; Ascomycota; Dothideomycetes; Pleosporales; Pleosporaceae. Gene Ontology annotation, cellular component: membrane; endoplasmic reticulum. Gene Ontology annotation, molecular function: mannosyl-oligosaccharide 1,2-alpha-mannosidase activity; calcium ion binding. The record is from RefSeq and is a predicted model, not a curated record.
AUGGCUGACACAGCACGCCACUUGAACGCUCUACUCUCAGCAUACGACCUCACCUUCUGCAAAGAUAGACGCUUACUAUCCGCAGCCGUGCAACUAGGCAACAUGCUCUACACCUUCUUCGACACGCCAAACCGCCUGCCAAUCACGCACUGGAACUCGACAAAAGCCACGCACGGCGAGACUCAAGAAACAGCACAAGAGGCUACAAUCGCAGACCUAACAUCCUGCAACCUCGCCUUGACGCGAUUAUCCCAACUCACAGGAAACAUGCGCUUCUACGACACAACAACACACAUCACACGCAUGCUAGCCUCCCAGCAAAAUGACACAAAAAUCCCCGGUCUCUGGCCCUCAUCCAUCAACCCGACGACCGCAGAUUUCACAUCCACCAACGCAUUCACCCCGGAUACUCUGUCGCACGCCCACCUAGCGCAAAUGUCGCUGCUGUUGCACCAGUACCACCCGUCCACACCCCACGCGUCUAUGCUGCAAACAGCGACGGAAGUGACGAUACGGGAUAUACUCUUCCGCCCCGUCACACCAACAAACGAGUCUAUCCUCGCCGCCUCCUCUGCGUAUACUAUUGUUCUGCCAAAGACGAAAAAGCGACAAGUCACGCUCACGCACAACAUGACCGCUUCUUCCUGCUCGCUCGGCGGCACACUCGCGCUGUCCGCUGCGUUGAGCGAUGGUGACGAGAAGGCUAGACUGCUUACCUACGCGCGGCUACUCACACAGGGAUGUAUAUGGAUGUCGCUAAACGCCCCGCCCUCUUCUUCAUCUUCUCAACACACCGAUGUCAAGAUGAUGCCAGAGCUCUUCUCGGUGCUAGCCUGUUCGUCGUCUAUGCUUGAUAACAUGGAUGAGGACUGCUCGUUUGAUCCGACCGUGUGGCGCAAACAAGAGUACCCUGGCUUUGAAGUUGUGUUUGAUCCGAAAAAGCUGGUUAGGCCGCAGCUGAUUCAGAGUGUGUUUUACAUGUGGAGGGUGACAGGGGAGAGGGAGUGGCUGGAUGUGGCGUGGGAGAUGUGGGAGACCGUUGACGAGGUUAUUAGCAAGGGGCUUGGUCAUGGUGGAGACGACGAAGAGAUGAGGAUGGUGGUGCAGACGCUCAAGUACUUUUACUUGCUGUUUAGCACGCCGAGUGAGUUGAGCCUGGAUGAGUGGGUCAUGGGUAGUGAUGGGCAUGCAUUCAGUAUCGGCGCAUGA